AUGGCUGUCGGAUCUCGCGACCCCGACGGCGAUUCUGAGAUGGCUUCCUCUGUCGGCUCUCCUCACUCUGAUUCCGAUGGGGUUGACACCGGUGCCCGCACUCCAACUCACAACGCCCAUGGCGCGGCUCCCAUCUCUGAGCUCUCCCCUCCCGGCUCACAACCCCAGCAAAUACCGGAUAUAUCUACCACAGCCGAUCAGAGACCUCGUACAGAAGCAGAGGCUUCCCUCCUCGGGAAAGGCCCGGAGCCGCCGGUUGCGGCAUGGAAGACCAAGCGUGCCCAGGAUGAGUACCAGCGAGCCUUGGAGCAGGUGGUCGAUAAAGACUUCAACUUGAAUGAAUUCGGAGAUCCAUUUGAUGAGCGUGACCUGGAGGAGAAACUGCUAUGA
Molecule: messenger RNA, 390 nt
Organism: Penicillium cataractarum
Lineage: Eukaryota; Fungi; Ascomycota; Eurotiomycetes; Eurotiales; Aspergillaceae
Exons: 3
Coding region: 1-390 (129 amino acids)
Source: RefSeq, a predicted model, not a curated record